CAACUUCAAACAUAUUAGCGCUAAAAUCACUUAUACAAAAACCCCAUUUCCCCCUCUUCACUAUUUACCACCAUUUCUCUCGAUUCACAGCAGAGAGAAAACGAGAGUUCGAGUUAGGGUUUUUAUUUAUUUAAUUUGUGUAAUAGCAAGAGGAGAUGACGAAAUCAGUGAGUCCAGAUGCGAUAUCGGUUAUCAUGUCGAAUCCUAGUCCAGAUUCCUCUACUGUUCUUCCGGAAAUCGUUCUUCAAAUACUCGAUCUCAAGCCAGCUGGCAACAGAUACACGUUUAAUGUGAAUGAUGGGAAGAGGAAGUUGAAGGCUAUUUUGCAAGCAAGUUUGUCAUCUGAAGUAAUCAAUGGAAACAUUCAAAAUUUGGGUCUCAUUCGUGUUAUUGAUUACACUCUUAAUGACAUCCCAAACAAGAAUGAAAAGUUCUUGAUUGUGAUAAAAUGUGAAGCGGUUUCGCCUGCGUUGGAGGCAGAGUUUAAGGUGGAGGUGAAGACUGAAGGUGCAGGCAUUUUGUUGAAGCCAAAGCAAGAAGUUGUUACUAAAUCAGCUGCUCAAAUUAUCUAUGAACAGAACAGAAACAUGGCACCCACUGCACGGACUUCUAUGACUAGACGGGUUCACCCGUUGGCUUCCUUAAACCCGUAUCAAGGAAACUGGACGAUUAAAGUUCGGCUCACAUCCAAAGGAAACAUGCGCCAUUACAAGAAUGCACGAGGCCAAGGUUGUGUCUUCAAUGUAGAAUUAACCGAUGAAGACGGUACUCAAAUUCAAGCAACCAUGUUCAACGAGGCUGCAAGGAAGUUUUUCGAUGUGUUUGAAAUGGGAAAAGUUUAUUACAUAUCCAAAGGGACUUUAAAGGUUGCUAACAAGCAAUUCAAGACCGUACAAAACGAUUAUGAAAUGACUCUGAACGAAAAUUCUCAAGUGGAAGAAGCAGUCAACGAAGCAGCCUUUAUCCCCGAAACCAAGUUCAACUUUGUCCCGAUUGAUCAGUUGGGACCAUACGUCAAUCAGAAGGAGCUUAUUGAUGUCAUUGGUGUGGUCCAAAGUGUAUCGCCAACCAUGAGCAUUAGAAGAAAAAUCGAUAACGAGUCCAUCCCAAAACGUGACAUAACUAUUGCAGACGACACGAAGAAAACUGUAGUUGUAUCUUUGUGGAACGUUCUCGCCACUGAUCUUGGUCAAAAACUAUUAGACAUGGCCGAUGAGUCGCCUGUAGUUGCAAUCAAAUCUUUACGCGUAUCUGAUUUCCAAGGGGUAUCUUUGUCAACGGUGAACAAAAGUAUCAUAGAAGUUAAUCCCAAUUCUCCUGAUUCCGAAAAACUAAAAUCAUGGUUUCAAUCCGAAGGCAAAGAAACCAACAUGGAAUCUAUCGGUUUGAAUUUGAGCCCUUCAAUGAAAAAUGGCGGUAGAUCAAUGUACGCCGAUCGUGUGACACUGAACCAAAUCACCAGCAACUCAUCUUUGGGUGAAGAAAAGCCUGUGUGGUACAGUAUACGCGCUUGUAUGAGUAUGAUUAGAUCCGAUCAAGCCAUGUAUUAUCAAGCUUGCAAAACAUGUUACAAAAAGGUUACUGAAGAUGUUGGUUCUGGUUACUGGUGUCAAGCGUGCCAGAAGAACGAAAGCGACUGCAGUUUGAGGUAUAUAUUGUCUGCAAAGUUUUCUGAUGCAAGUGGUGGAGCUUGGUUAUCUGUUUUCAGUGAUGAAGCUGAGAAACUAAUCGGUUGCUCUGCUACCGAACUACAUAAUUUGAAGUCACAGGAUGAUGGAAGCGAAUACGAAACUCAACUUAAAAAGGCGACGUGGGUCCCAUAUCUUUUCCGGGUGAUGGUUGCACAAAAAGAGUACAACAACGAGAAAAAACAAAGGAUUACAGUCAAGUCUAUUGCUCACGUUGAUUUUGCAGCUGAAUCUAAGUUUUUGCUGGAAGAGAUAUCUACAAUGAAAGCUUAAAACAUUGUCACAGUUGUUUGGUUUCGUGACAAUGGUUAUACGCCAUCUUUAGUAGGAUGAUUAUAGUUAGGUUAGUUUGUUUAUUUUGGUCUUUGUGCAUUGUGCUUUUGAAUGUUAAAUUUGGUUUAUUGCUUUAAGUAUAUGAAUAAUGAUGAGUAAAUUUAAAUCAGAAA
Molecule: messenger RNA, 2134 nt
Organism: Helianthus annuus (common sunflower)
Lineage: Eukaryota; Viridiplantae; Streptophyta; Magnoliopsida; Asterales; Asteraceae
Product: replication protein A 70 kDa DNA-binding subunit B
Exons: 11
Coding region: 156-1961 (601 amino acids)
Biological process (GO): meiotic cell cycle; double-strand break repair via homologous recombination; nucleotide-excision repair
Cellular component (GO): nucleus; DNA replication factor A complex
Molecular function (GO): single-stranded telomeric DNA binding; damaged DNA binding
Source: RefSeq, a predicted model, not a curated record